AUGACCUCACUGUUUCUCCAGUAAUCUCAAGGCAACACAACUAUAUACUGAAUCUCCGGAACAACCUGAAAGUCUCAGAAGCCCAAGAAGGAUCUGAACAAUCGACACAGGUGACAACCCUGUGAUUUACCGGAGGCACGACCUUGGAGUGGCGCCCCAUUGUGAGCACAAAUUUGCUGGUCGUCCGAUCUCAAAGUUAUGCGGCUCUUGUGCCUGCUUGCAUUGAUCCCGCUCGUCGUGGCAGACUGCACGUGCGAGAGCGAUAGCGAGGAGAUCAACAAGAGCGAGGCCCUCAAGUACAAGCUAGCGGCCAUCGUGUCCAUCCUUGUGGCUGGGGCAAUUGGGGUGUGCCUCCCGAUCCUGGGGAAGACGAUCCCGGCUUUGCACCCAGAGAAAAGUGUCUUUUUCAUCAUCAAGGCCUUUGCGGCUGGGGUGAUACUGUCAACCGGGUUCAUACACGUCCUCCCGGAUGCCUUUGAGAAUUUGACCUCGCCAUGCCUAAGCGAGACCCCGUGGGGGGAUUUCCCGUUCGCGGGGUUCGUGGCCAUGCUGGCCGCCCUUGGGACAUUGAUGGUGGACACUAUGGCCACUUCUUAUUAUAGGAAGUUGCACGCCGGCAAGGCUGGAUCUGACAAAUGCGUCGGAGAUGAAGAGAAGGCUGGAGAAAACCAAGGUCAUGUACAUGUGCACACGCAUGCAACUCAUGGCCAUUCUCACGGUCCGAUAUCCAUGGACUCAGACUCGGAGCUCCUGCGGCAUAGAGUGAUAUCUCAGGUGCUAGAAUUGGGGAUUGUGGUGCACUCAGUGAUCAUAGGGAUUUCACUGGGCGCUUCAGAGAGUCCAACGACGAUAAGGCCUCUUGUUGCUGCCUUGUCCUUUCACCAAUUCUUUGAAGGCAUGGGUCUUGGUGGAUGCAUCUCUCAGGCCAAGUUCAAGACUCGGGCAAUUGUAAUCAUGGCCCUGUUUUUCUCCCUCACAACCCCAGUUGGGAUUGGCAUAGGGUUGGGAGUCACCAACGUUUAUGACGAGAACAGCCCGAACUCACUCAUCGUGGAGGGCAUCUUCAAUGCUGCAUCUGCGGGGAUUCUGAUUUACAUGGCCCUGGUCGAUCUUCUUGCUGCAGAUUUCAUGAGCCCUAAGUUGCAGAACAGCGGGAGGCUCCAGUUCGGGACCAACGUAGCUCUUCUUCUCGGUGCUGGCUGCAUGUCUCUUUUGGCCAAAUGGGCUUGAAGCAAUGGAAGCAAACAAGAAAUGGAACAAAAAGAGAUCAACCGUGCAUUUUUAGUUACUUGAAAGGCUUUGGCUUUUCCUUAGUCCCUCCUAGGCAUUAGUCAAUGAGCAUCUAUGAUUGUUCGACCAUUUCAUGAUGUUGGAGCUCGAGUUAGACGACGAUUCGUAUAUGUUCGGGGAAUAAACGUCGGAAUUUCUUC
Messenger RNA from Rhodamnia argentea, 1430 nucleotides. Its product is annotated as zinc transporter 8-like. Bases 199 to 1230 code for a protein of 343 amino acids. The record is from RefSeq and is a predicted model, not a curated record. Gene Ontology annotation, biological process: zinc ion transmembrane transport. The transcript has 3 exons. Lineage: Eukaryota; Viridiplantae; Streptophyta; Magnoliopsida; Myrtales; Myrtaceae. Gene Ontology annotation, cellular component: plasma membrane. Gene Ontology annotation, molecular function: zinc ion transmembrane transporter activity.